GGCCCGCGCUUGGCCCGCGCCAGAAAUGUACAGAUUAAUCAAGGAUGACAAAAUGCAGUAAGAUCCAGGCUUGGGAACAUAAAAAUGUAUUUCUGACGUCACUAUAAAGGAAAAAGAGGAAAGGGGAUGUUUUCUAGUGCCAGAAAGUGAUUCAACAGCCAAUACUGCGAAUUUUCUAAAAAUAUAUCUAAAGAUGUUUAUUUUAUUCAUCUUUGUUCAUAAUAACAGUUGAAAAGCAACAAAAACUGCUAGCAAACUCGCAGGCUUUCGCACAUGCUAAGAACAUUGAAAAUAGUAAAAAGAGCCCAGAGUGUACGUACUUUUUCAUAAAAAUUGUACAAAAUUUCAUUUCUAGCCCUCCUAAAAAAACAAUUUUUGUCGUCAAUCACCUUGAGAUUUAGAUAUUUUUAUUUUUUAUUUUUUGGCGUCACAAGCCAUCGACAUUCAACUACUUUCACUCUUACUUUCAACCUUGAGGCAGUUGGAUUGCGGCAAAACCGGCGCGAUGCAAUUGGCAAUGAUGGCAGCUGACUCAUCAACAGAUAAGGUGUCUGUGGCCAACAUUAUCAUUGAUAUGUGGGACCUUGUGAACCAAAUUCUUGAACAACAGACUCUGCUUGAAAACUGGAUGAAAGGGGGCUUCAUGAACAUCGCCAAAGCAAGGUACGUGAUGGGUCAGCACUCUGUGGGCGAGAACCAGCUGCCGUCUGGUGAUCGUGAGAUCAGCGCCGGCCUGCUGGUGACUCGCGACCAGGCGCCUCCGGAGGCCGCCGAGCCGGCCGCGUUCACCCUCUCGCCGCAGUCGAGCGACACCGAGCCGCUGCGCUGGUUCUCGGCGCUGCCGCCAGGGGCGCUGCGCGACGCCCAGCGGCAGUUCCGCCGAGCCGCCGAGAUCAGCUGCGAGGUCGCAUCGCUGAAGAGUCGGCUGCAGGCGAUGAUGGCGAGGCUGAGUGAUGCCAGGAAGGAGUCUGAGGUGGAGGGUACGGACACUGAACUGAAAACGGCGCAACUGACCGAGGCCGUGGAAGCGCUGGCAGUAAAGUGAAUGCGAGGUAAAAUUAUCACUUUAGAAAUUAGAGUUCAUAACAAGAGUGUAAGCCUGUGUUGUAUGUGAACGAUAGUUUGGGUCAUAUCAUGUAUAGCUUGUAUGCUUUUGUAUCUUGUGUGUCGUGAGUCAGGCCAUAAAGUAAAAUAUUUAGAUUAAUCAUAUUGAACACUGUCGCGCAGUCCCCUGUUUGAUCGGAUUUGGUCUCUGCACAUUCCGAUACUAGUUCCCGUGCUGUGUUUCGUGGUGUCUGUUAUUAACGAUCAAAUGAAACUAUUCAAUUGAACAUGUGUCGAAAUACAUUGUUAUGCCCUCAA
Molecule: messenger RNA, 1362 nt
Organism: Amphibalanus amphitrite
Lineage: Eukaryota; Metazoa; Arthropoda; Thecostraca; Balanomorpha; Balanidae
Exons: 3
Coding region: 506-1045 (179 amino acids)
Biological process (GO): vacuolar proton-transporting V-type ATPase complex assembly
Cellular component (GO): extrinsic component of endoplasmic reticulum membrane
Source: RefSeq, a predicted model, not a curated record